GUUGGCAUUAAUGCUGUACGCAUAUUGACUGUCGAGUACGACUUUCCUCUUAGUUAUUCUAACUCGAGGCUGUAAACAAUAUGGCGAUCAUAUUGGUAUGUCGGUAGAGAUGACAGUAGAAAAGGGGUUUGAAUUUGCCCUUCCAGCAACCCAACCAAACGUAGAUUGAUAAAAUAUUCUAGAACAUAGAAAUAAAAUAAUGUCUAGGAGUGUGGCAUGGAGGAAGACUUGCAAUGAAUUGGUAUUCUGGAGACAAUGUCAGGCACUCAAUGCAACCAUCUACAUCUUAAGAGAAACAGGCCCUACUGGAUUCUUGUUAAAGGAAGAGGGAGAAACAAAACCAGUUAAGGCAUACUUGGGAGAUCCCCACAAAUGCACUUGUACUCAAUUUCAGAAGGAUAGAGAUUUAUGCAGACAUUUGUGCUGGCUUAUCUUAAAGAAAUUUAGAGUGACUCAGAAUAAUCCAAUAUCAUGGCAACUGGGCCUUGUAGACCGAGAGCUGAAUGAGGUUUUACAUGGACAUGCCAAUAAACAGCCUCCUAAACCACCAGUAAGACGUUGGUCCACAUCUGGAUCCUCUGCUGCCACAGCCACCGAUAGCCGACCUACCAUUAGACAGAAAGACAUCACGGAUGAUGAUUGUUGUCCAAUCUGUCAAGAUGAACUUCUCAAUAAACAUAUUCCUGUAACAUACUGCAAGUUUGGAUGUGGAAACAGUAUCCAUAUAAAAUGUAUGAAGGUAUAUGCAGAACAUCAGAAAACCACUGGAGAUUCUAUAAUUAAGUGUCCAUUUUGUCGUGAAGAUUUUGGUCCAUUAGAAUUACUGAAGCAAGAAGGUCGUAACGCCGGCAUGGGAGUCCAACAAGGUGGUCGCAUGGACAGACAUCUUGGUACUAGUUGUCAAAGUUGUCGUGCAUCACCAAUAGAAGGAAAAUGUUACAGAUGUAGUAUAUGUACGGAAUACAAUCUGUGUCAGACAUGCUUCAAUACACAGAUACAUACACAACAUCCAUUUGAUUAUAGACAUAAAAGAAAUCAAAGAUGGAGACCAGCGCAGAGAACGUAUGGAGCCAUGCUACCACAGGCAGUAGCAGACCAGCUAGUCAAUAGGGAUAUCACAGAAGAAGAUUUUGAAUUACUGAUGCAACUUGAAAAUAACAAUAUAGGUAGUGACAUUCCUGAAGAAGUAAUAAAUUCCUUUCCUUUGGAGAAAGUGAGAGAUAGUUCUAACUUACUACAGCCUGGGAUGCAAUGUAGAAUUUGUCUUCGUGGUUAUGAAGUAGGACAGUUUAUAAGAAAGUUGCCUAGAUGCAAGCACAAGUUUCACAAGGAUUGUAUAGACAACUGGUUGUUACAUUCACAUGCUACUUGUCCUGCUGAUGGUCAGGUGGUUUGGGAUCCAGUCACUGCUCAAGCCGAAGCUGAAGAUAGAAAGACGAAAUCACUAAGGACUAAGAAAGAGGAAGAAGGGGCCAGCAAUCACGAAGAUCUAUCAUUAAUACUGCCAGGAGUUGGUAUCAUUCGUCAGGACAGAAAAAAUGAACCCAAAGCAGAUAGCUCCAAAGGUGCUCGUAGACCAAUGGUCAAACCUCAAAGACUUUCUGACGGUAGUAAUUCUGCUGAUGUAAACAGCCAAAUAAGGGCUAAUUUUACAUUAGAUGGGCGUUCUGUUGGACCCAGAACAAAUGAAAAUGAACCAGAAGCAACAUCUAGUAGUCAUCUCCCAGGCAACCGGUUAUUGAACCGUACACAAUCACAGAGACAGAUUUUACAAAAUCAUGUGUCCAGUUUUGGUAGCCAGCCAGGAUCUUAUCAUUCAGAUUCCAGAUCACAGUCACAGAGAAGUUUACAGGGAUUACGCAUCACUCCUAGAAAUAGUGCUAUGACAGACACUACAAGUGAGCGUAGGAAUAUAUCAGCACAGUCAGAAAUUGUUAGAAGACCAUCUAAAACCAGACGACCAGAUGAAAAUGGCCGAUGGUCACAGGCUGAGAGUGAGAUAUCUACACCAGGAUCUAUGGGUGGUAUUCAGAGUGAACCACUUCACCACAGUGAAGCAUUGUCAGACAGGCUACAGGAAGUUCAGUCUACUAAAAAAGAUGAGCUUUUGGAUUUGUACCUGGGCAACGAUCCCAGAGACCAGCCAGCAGUGAACAGAGUGGUCAACUUACCACCACGUCCAAUGAGGCGGGCACUAGGAGGAAGCAAUCGUCGUCGGCAGAACGUCAGACGCGUACGCAGCAAUGAAUUCAGCUUAGAUGGCAGUGCUCUUGCUAACAUUACUUUAAGAGAUAUGAUAUAGACAUUUAAAGCAAUGAAGACAGAUUUGGAGGGAGAGCCUUCAUUAAAGCAGUUAAACGACAAUCUUAAUAAGUGCUCAUAUAACAAGUUGUUAUGCAUAUAAACUAAUAUUUGCUAAAACUGAUCAUAUUUGUUAAAUCUUUUUUUUGGAAAAUGAAAUACCUGUUUGGGUAAACAUCAGUACUUCAUUCAGCUGUAUGCAUUUAAUUUUCAUAUUGAGGUUUUAAAAAUAACAUUAUCACACUAAAAGUUAAUUCAGAUACUUUAAAAUUGAACUUGUUAUCAUUUCUAGAUGUAUACUCUUUUCAAUUUUGUUGAAAUUAAUUGCUAUUGAUUCGAAAUAAUUAUACAUAUAUUAUCUCAAUAGCUUAAAUGUUGACACUUAAAUAAGACAGUAUUGAUUUUAUAUCUCAUACUGAUAAUAAAUGAGCUGUUAUGUUCAUGAGUGAAAUAAAUGAAAAAAACAUUGUAAAGUAAAAAAAUCGGCAUUUGACAGAUUGUGAUAAUGCUGAUUACAAAUUUUUAUAUCUUUUGUGUCUGACAAUAGUCCAAACAGAGAAUGUACUUGGGAAAAAUACAAUAGGAAGUGUAAAUUUUGAUACAUCAGUGAUCCAGUUUAAGGUGGGAUAUAACACUGCAGGGAGAUAACUCUGUGAAAUCAGUCGCUGGGUUUUAAUCACAUUCUAUUGUUGAGGAAAUAUUAAGCGUCUCAUUAAUAAAAAAAAGUUUUCUUCAAAGUAAAUAUUUGUCAAAAUUUAAUGAAAAUUAAAUCAGCCGUAUUAAUUUUAGUCUAGGUUUUUGGUACCACAUUAAAAUUAUUAGAUAAACAAACAAGAAUUUUCAAAUAUUGCGUUUAAACUAUAUUUUGGUUUUGUGGAUUAUAUGUACAUGUAAACCAGAUAUUGUAACUCAAUAGUUAUUUUCUAUCCUGCAAUGUAUGUCAUCAGCAACAACAUCAGUUGUUAAAUUUCGAAUAAGGUGUCACUACAAAUGUAGGUAGACAUGUCCAUGUGUUUUACUUUUUCUGCAGAAUUGUUAAAUGAUUGAUGGUUAUUUUUGUUAUUUGUCCAAAUUAACGUUACAUCAUUAAAACCUGCUGGAAGAGAACUUAUCAAGGAGAAGAAAGUUUGAAAAAGCCAAUGAAACCAAACCACUGUAAUUCAAAAUUAGAUAUGAUGGUAUAAACAUUACAUGGCACAGUUUAAACCAGAGAGAAAAAUAACAAUAAAGACCAAGUUUUAUAAAUGCUUCAGAAAGACUAAAUGUUUUUGUGUAUGCUUUUGAAUGAAUACCUAUUUUAUUUUAAUUUGUGACUGCUCUUCUCCUGGCAGCUUCCUUAAAAUGAAAUAUAUUAGCUUGUGUUUUAAAUUCAGUCAAUGCUUGUUUAGUUUAAACUGGACAUUUUUUUAUGAUCUAACAUUUAGGAUACUUUUAUUGACUAACAUAUGUUAGCUUUAUGAAAAAUCUGAUACAAAAUUGAUAAUUAAAAGGAAAUUUGAUUUUGUACUCACAUGAAUAGCAGUGUGAAAGUUGGAUUUACUAAUGUAAGAGUCAAGAUUUGAGUGAUAGGAAUAAGAUAGAUUUAAAGCUUAUGGUUGAUUUGAAAGGAUGCAAUAUUGUUUUAAAAGCAACUCUACUACUUUGUAAAGAAAAUGCAUGUUUACUUUCAUUUGUCUAUUUAUUUGUUUAAUUGAUUUGUUACUUUUCAUGUAUGUGUGCAAUGCUUAUUUUUACUUUGUUCUUUUUUUUAUGCUCCACUUAGGGGUAUUAUGAUAUCUGGUCUGUGUGUCUGUUUGUCAGUUCAUCAGUCAGUAUGUUUGUCAGUCUGUCUGUCUUUCCAACCUUAGAUUUUGGUCAAGGUAGUUUUUGAUGAAGUUGAAGUCCAAUCAACUGGAAACUUUGUACACAUGUUUUCUAUGAUGUGACCUUUCUAAUUUUUAAUGCUAAAUUAGAGUUUUGACCCCAAUUUCACAGUCCAAUGAACAUAGGAAAUGAUAGUGUGAGUAUGGCAUCUGUGUACUAUGAACACAUUAUUGUUUCAAAUGCUAUCCAUCAUAUUAUUAACUUACAUGACCCAUAGGGCUAUGUAAACCUUUUCUGUCUCAUAGCCUUGUAGCUGUUCAUAGAAUUUUCACAGCAUCAUCUCUUCUGAAGUACUUAGAAAAACUAAUGCAUUUGGUUGGCAAAUACUGUAGCAUUAAAUCAUAUUAAAUUUAUUGAAAACUCAUUUGAUUUUUGCCUCUAAAAUUGCUGGAAAUUUUGUUUCACUAUGUAUGGUAGGUCUCCUACAAAAAAUCCUUAUUUAUAUCAGAUUGGAUAAAAAAAGAUAGCUGCCAAAGGCAAUCUUUGAUUCUAAUGAAGCACGUAAAAAGUCUUCCCUGAACAGACAUUUUGUGUUUUAAAACUUGAGUAUUGUUUUUUUUGUAAAACAUCAUUAAAAAUCUAUAAGGUGUGAUCUAAACUACUGAUUUAAAAACUAAUGACAAUUUCUUUUAUUUUGUUGUCUAAAUUAUUUUACUAAAUUUGGGCCAGGAAAAUUGAAUUAAAACAUGUCUUCCAACAAUAUUCAUUUGGUUCAAUUUUGAAAAAAAUCUGUCAAUUGAAUGUCUUGCGAACAAAUUUUAUUUUACAUUUUGAUACAUAUUUUAAAAUCAAGAGACUAUAAAGUUGCCUUAUUACACCGUUUCCUUACAAAUACAUAAACUAUUGAACAAAAGACCAAAUAAAAAAAUGUCUUUUAUUUUUGUUAUAUUAUAAUAAACCAGAUGUUGUUUUAGUAGUAUUUGUUACACACUUUUUCAAUUUGUUGCCUUUAUUAAAUGUCUGUGAUACCAUUUUAUUUCAGCACAGUAUUAAUCAUUAAGUAUUAUGUACAUAACACUAUUAGCAGAUGUUAUGGGUGAUAUAAUUUUGAAAAUUUAUAAUUCAUUUAUUCUAUUUUUCUAUAUCAUUUUAAAUAAACUGUUGGAAUGGA
Mytilus trossulus (common blue mussel) is the source of this 5275-nucleotide messenger RNA. Its product is annotated as E3 ubiquitin-protein ligase ZSWIM2-like. NCBI's taxonomy places the organism in Eukaryota, Metazoa, Mollusca, Bivalvia, Mytilida, Mytilidae. Gene Ontology annotation, molecular function: ubiquitin protein ligase activity; zinc ion binding. Bases 200 to 2302 code for a protein of 700 amino acids. The transcript is spliced from 15 exons. The record is from RefSeq and is a predicted model, not a curated record.